Messenger RNA from Pseudo-nitzschia multistriata, 2385 nucleotides. The record is from the annotation of a GenBank genome assembly. Lineage: Eukaryota; Bacillariophyta; Bacillariophyceae; Bacillariales; Bacillariaceae.
ACUAUUGCACAUAAAUUACACCGCAACUUUGCUUACUCAAGAGCAAUAACUUACAGACCAAUAAAGAAAUUCCAUCCAAUGAAGCUUUCCCUCGAGACACUCCUCCUCGCAUGCUUUGCAGCAUCUUCCACUUCUGCCGAGGUCCUCGACGAACAGCUGCAGGGUGCAUUCUUCGCCUGGACGAAACAUCAUGCCAAAACGUACUCUAGCGAGGAAGAAACCAGGCUGCGGCUAGGGAUCUGGAAGGAGAAUCAUGGUGCGUGCCCAUAUGGACCGCAAGACCCCGCGAAUUGUCGUUCUGUGGUCAUUUCCUCGCUGUGCAUUCUUCGGUCGGAAUUUGUAUCUGCUUCUAACAAAGCCCGUCGUUGUUUCCUUUCAUUCGCAAUUUAGCUUUUAUCGAAGCUCACAACUCGCAGGAGCCCCCUCCCUCCUUCACGCUGGGCCACAAUCAGUUUUCCGAUUUGACCCUGGAUGAAUACCAGGAAUACAACAAGCUCGGAGGUUACAGUCCGGGUGUGAUGACACCACCUAGGCUUCGCUCGUUCGAAUCAACGACAGCAGCGACAAAACUCCGCAAGGGUCGUCGGUUGCAAGAUAUCCCCGAUUCCGUGGACUGGGUUGAAAAGGGCGCCGUUCCCCCCGUGAAAAACCAAGGUGCGCAUAAGAACCACCGCCGCCCGCAUUUUUAUGCCUCGGAACCGGAUGGACCGAGUUUCCGAAUGUCCAUCCGAAAAGUCGUCCACGCCGUCGUUUCUAUUUUUUUCGCUCCUCACCCGCGGCUAUUGUCUGCAUUUUUUUCACUAGGCAUGUGUGGAUCGUGCUGGGCAUUUUCUGCAAUCGUGGCAAUCGAGGGUGCCCACUUCCUUGAUACUGGGAAUUUGACCAGUUUGUCCGAACAGGAGCUUGGUAAGAACAAUAACGCUCGACGGAAAUUAAAAUUACGAAAAGCGUGUCGAUGCCUAUGAAGAAGCCGUCUCUCAACCUUUCCCUCUUAACUGCAUUAUAGUGGACUGCGACGCUUUGGAUAUGGGAUGCGGGUAAGUAAUUCUGACGAUGAACCUAAGAAGGAUCAAUACCCUAUGAUUCUCGGAACGGUAUUGACGUCGUUUACUUCGAAAUCACUCUUCUCAUCUUCUUCAUUCUUUGCCUUUCAACAAAAAUAGUGGUGGCUUGAUGGACAACGCCUUUUUGUUCGACGAAAAUUCGACCGGUAUCUGCUCGGAAAUGGAUUAUCCCUACGUCAUGCAUCGUCGUUGGCUACGAGGAUGCGGUUCAGAAAAAGGAGAAUGCACUCCUGUUGAACACACCCGUGUCAAGAGCUUCACCGACGUAGAAAAUACUCCCGAGGCCUUAGUGGAAGCUAUCGCGCAACAACCUGUCUCGGUCGCUAUGUACGUAAAAGCUGUGAUCUCGUCUUUCGUUUGCCCCUUUGUAUGUUUGUAUAGAAAACAAUUUGACCGUCCAGCAAAUAGGAUGUGACUGACCCAUCUCAUCAACUAAUGUUGUAAUGUGUUUUUGCCACUUUUCGCAUUUUUUCGGUGUUACUACAGUGAGGCUGAUCAGCAGGUCUUCCAAUUCUACAAAUCUGGUGUUUUCGAUGAUCCUGGGUGCGGUAACAACCUCGAUCAUGGAGUCGCAGCAGUUGGCUAUGGCACUUCUGAUGACGGAAAAGAUUAUUUCAAAGUUAGAAAUAGUUGGGUAAGUCCUACGCCAUCAAUCGAUCCGCAUCAUUGGUUCCUCGCAGAAUAUCAUUUCUCACAUUCGAGUGCUCUGUCUUUCAAAUCUUCGUUGCAGGGUGCAAGUUGGGGUGACGAAGGAUACAUUGUAAGUCCUUCAUCGUUGACAAUAAUGGAUCAUUUUAUGAGCUUGUUUCUUGUUCCCUGUAACCUCGAUUUUUGUUCUCAUCGAUUAUCCUACAACUGUUUCCACUUCUGGUAAUUCUUUAUGCCAAUUUUUAACCACAGUUGAUUAGCAGGUCCAUAGAAAAUAAUGUCAAUGGAACUUGCGGAAUUUUGUCGUUCGCUUCGAUGCCAAUGUUGCGUGAUGACUAAACGACACUGAUCAGGAGCAUCUCGAGAGAGAGCCAAUUUUACGGCCAAACAAACAUCUGCAUCCUUAAUUAAAUCUAGACGAGAUUUUUCGUUCUGAAAAGCAAUGCGACGGCGACGACAUAUUUUCGUCCGUCGUCAUAUAUAUAAAGAAAAUACAUUUCAAAGUGGAAACAGUUUUCCGGUUACCCGAUAUUGAGAAGACUUGUGAGGCAUAUGCGGAAUCUUCAAUAUCCAGGCGUAUUGAAUAUUAUCAACCUGCUUCCACUAUAAAAUAACUUGAAAUCUUAAAAGGGAUACGGGUUGAGUAUAUCGCAUACGCUAUUUACUUUUUAGA